Molecule: messenger RNA, 927 nt
Organism: Aspergillus viridinutans
Lineage: Eukaryota; Fungi; Ascomycota; Eurotiomycetes; Eurotiales; Aspergillaceae
Exons: 2
Coding region: 1-927 (308 amino acids)
Molecular function (GO): hydrolase activity
Source: RefSeq, a predicted model, not a curated record
AUGUCUACACCCACAACACCCCCCCCCCACCCCCCUCCCUCCCCACACCCCUACCGCCAUCCCCUCCCAAAAGCCACCAUCCUCAUCCACGCAGGCGACCUCACAACAAUCGGCAGUCUCCCCGAACACAAAACCACGCUCUCCGUCCUCAAAGCCGCAGACGCAGAACUCAAGCUCGUCAUCGCCGGGAACCACGACAUCACCCUCGACGAGGCAUACUACGCCGCCCUCCCGCCAACCAGCUUCAAGACCCGCGCCGGACGCGAGGAUCCCGCCGCCAUAAAGCAGUUGUAUUGCAGUCCUGAAGCCCGCGCCGCGGGGAUCCGGUACUUGAGCGAGGGAAUGCAUAGCUUCACGCUGAGUACCGGCGCGACGCUGAGCGUGUAUGCCUCGCCGUAUACGCCUGCGUUUUGUGGGUGGGCGUUUGCGUAUCCGCGGGGCAGGGAUAGAUUCAACCACCUUCCUGCUGCGGAAACGCCAGCUGGAGAUGCAGAUGCAGCAGUAGCAGGAGGGACGACGGGUGUAGUUCCCGACUUCCCAGCUGUGGAUAUCAUGAUCACGCAUGGCCCGCCGGCGGGGGUGCUUGAUACCGUUGUCAAUGGGGGCAGUGUAGGCUGCGAGGGGUUGUUUGCUGCUGUGAAGCGGGCGCGGCCGCGGAUGCAUGUCUUUGGGCAUAUACAUGAGGGGCAUGGUGCGCUGCGAGGGGAGUGGGGGACCGAUAUGGCUCUAGGAGGGACGAGGGUGGUGUGCGAUGAGGACGGGGUGCGCGAGGAGCGGGGGGCGUAUGUGGAUGUUAGCGUCGACUCGGGGCGGCCGCUGCGGUUUGGGGAGGAGACACUGUUUGUGAAUGCGAGUGUGCUGGAUGAAAGGUAUAGGGCUGUGAAUGCCCCGUGGGUGGUGGAUUUGGAUUUACCAGUUGCUUCGUAG